Messenger RNA from Brienomyrus brachyistius, 9225 nucleotides. Its product is annotated as sodium channel protein type 4 subunit alpha A-like. The record is from RefSeq and is a predicted model, not a curated record. Gene Ontology annotation, molecular function: voltage-gated sodium channel activity. The coding region runs from base 872 to 6322 and encodes 1816 amino acids. Gene Ontology annotation, biological process: membrane depolarization during action potential; sodium ion transmembrane transport; neuronal action potential. Gene Ontology annotation, cellular component: voltage-gated sodium channel complex; axon; plasma membrane. The transcript has 26 exons. Lineage: Eukaryota; Metazoa; Chordata; Actinopteri; Osteoglossiformes; Mormyridae.
UAUAAGGUGAACCUGCAUAAUCGCGCAAGUGAAACUUGCUGAAUGAAAAUAUGGUCUGCAAAAUCGAUUAGAAUAUAUCAGUUGUUGGAAUAGCUUACAUUUCGAAAUCCUGAUAUCCAGUUUCAACUGAUACGAUUUAUCUCGGCCAAAAUAUAAAUAUAAGCCGUACGCCGUAUAUUUUGUCUGUAAAAAGCGCAGCAUUUUAAAUACAUACAGGUGUACAUCCUGUCACUGCGACUUCUGUCUGAUGGGUCAAACUGUGCGCAGAAACUUAUUGGCUAGUACAGUUAAGAUGGGGCUUCUGGCUUCAAGAGCAAAUAGGUACAAAAACGUGCGCUUAAAACACAUUAAGGACUAUUAUUAAAACCACAAACACGAGAUAAUGUGAAAGUAAUAGCUGAAACGCCUAAUUGUUGAAUAUCAAAAAUUAGCACUGGAAAAUGCGAGUUACAUAGCCGAAAAUUAGUUUCUGGCAGGCCUAUUUAAAUUACAUUAAAAAUAGGCAACGGGUCCCGUUAAAGGAAUGCAUUGAUUUCAUAUUCCCCACAAUUUAGCAUUUCAGAAUAAAACAAUGUCCCGAUCGUAAGGUACAGUGAGACACUCGUAUGAAAGCUUAUGAGCGAAUGGUAGUGUGAAGAAGUGGGAGCCGAGUGAUGAUCGUACCUGAAGCCGCGCUCAGGUUUCAUUCCUGGCAUCGCCUGCGUCAGAGACAGCUGCCCUGGGACGCAGAGCGCCUCGGAGAGAGCGGGACGCCAGCUUCUGGGCUGAAGACUUAACAGGCUAUUAUUUGCUUUCUUUGGAAAUAUACGUUUACUGUUUAAGCUUGUUGUAGUAAAAUCCUGGAGUGGCGUGAGUUCUUCGCAAUGCGAAGAUGGCCGGCCUUCUCAAUAAUGCUGAUGUCUUCCGCCCCUUCACCACGGAGUCCCUGGCUGAGAUUGAGAAGCGGAUCGCGGAAAAGGAGCAAGCACCGCCUCCAGAGGAGUCUGAGGAAGAGACAGUUGGGCCCAGCAGGGACCUGGAGGCUGGCAAGAGCCUGCCCAUGAUCUAUGGAGAAACACCACCAGAGUUUAUGAAUAUUCCCCUGGAAGAUAUGGACGACUACUAUAGCACACAGAGAACCUUCAUUGUCAUCAGCAGAGGGAAUGUAAUCAACAGGUUCAAUGCUGAACCAGCCUUGUACAUGCUGAGCCCGUUGAGUAUUGUUAGGAGAGUAGCCAUCAGAAUUCUUAUACAUUCGGCUUUCACCAUGGUCAUCAUGGCAACCAUUAUAACCAACUGUGUGUUCAUGACGCUGAGCGACCCACCACCGUGGAGUAAAGACGUGGAGUAUGUGUUCACUGGUAUUUAUACCUUUGAGGCGACAGUUAAAGUGCUGUCAAGAGGUUUUUGUGUUGGUGACUUUACAUUCCUUCGAGACGCAUGGAACUGGCUGGACUUCAUUGUGAUUAGCAUGGCGUAUAUCACUGAGUUUGUCGAUCUGGGCAAUGUGUCAGCUCUAAGGGCGUUCCGUGUGCUCCGAGCCCUUAAAACAAUCACUGCAGUUCCUGGUUUGAAAACCAUUGUGGGAGCACUGAUCGAGUCAGUGAAGAAAAUGGUGGACGUGAUGUCCCUGACAGUGUUCGCCCUCGCUAUUUUCGCCCUCAUCGCUCUGCAGCUGUUCAUGGGAAACCUACGCCAGAAAUGCAUUUAUUGGCCCCUCCCCAACAGUACCUUCGAUAAUACUUCCUUUGACUUUCUAGAGUACAUCAAUGACGCAGAAAAUCAGUACUUUUUGGAUGGUGCCACAGAUGCUCUACUCUGUGGAAAUACUUCUGAUGCUGGGAAGUGUCCAGAAGGGUACACAUGCAUAAAAGCUGGGAGGAACCCCAAUUACGGAUACACUACAUAUGACACCUUCGGCUGGGCAUUCCUAUGUUCCUUCCGCCUCAUGACACAGGACUACUGGGAGAACCUUUUCCAAAUGACGCUGCGUGCUGCAGGGAAGACUUACAUGCUCUUCUUUGUGAUCGUCAUAUUCUUGGGGUCCUUCUACCUCAUUAACCUGAUCUUGGCUGUGGUGGCCAUGGCCUAUGAUGAACAGAAUCAGGCCACCUUGGACGAAGCCAGGGAAAAGGAAGAGGAGUAUGAAAGGCUUAUGGAGCAGCUCAAGAAUCAGGAGAGCCAGCUGCAAAACAGCAAGAUAUCACUAGCCAGCAAAAAAUCCAAUAAAACAGAUGGUACCUCAGAACAUGGCUUUGCUGAUGAUGAGUGCAGUGCUGCAGAUGACGGUGGAGUUGCAAAGAGCUGCAAUGGCAGAGUUAUGUCCAGGCAGAUCCUCAACAAUAUCUCAACUAGUAAGGAGUUUCUUGACGGCAAGGACAAAGAGGAGAAAUGCUCCAAGGGAUCUGUGCCCAGCGUCCUGUACCUCGAGGACCAAGCACAGAAGAAAAUAACCGGCAGCACUCUGAGCGUCCUCACCGGCGCGAUAGAAGAACUUGAAGAAGCUGAGCGACCUUGCCCGCCAGGAUGGUACAAGUUUGCUGACAUUUUCCUGAAAUGGAAUUGCUGUAAACCAUGGGUGAUCUUUAAGACAUGGAUGAACAUAAUAGUGACGGACCCAUUUGUGGACCUGGGCAUUACUAUCUGUAUUGUCCUGAACACCCUAUUUAUGGCUAUGGAACACUAUCCUAUGACUCCACAUUUUGAGCACGUACUCACUGUGGGAAACCUGGUUUUCUCAGGGAUAUUUGCUGGUGAAAUGGUCUUAAAAAUUAUCGCCAUGGACCCCUACUACUACUUCCAGGUUGGAUGGAACGUGUUUGACAGCAUCAUUGUUACCAUGAGUUUGGUGGAGAUGAUGCUCGCUGAUGUUGAGGGUCUGUCGGUUCUACGGUCCUUUCGUUUGCUACGUGUCUUCAAGCUUGCCAAAUCAUGGCCCACCCUCAACAUGCUGCUAACGAUCAUUGGAAAUUCAGUGGGUGCUCUGGGGAACCUCACCGUGGUGCUGGCCAUCAUCGUUUUCAUCUUCGCUGUGGUUGGAAUGCAACUGUUUGCCAAAAACUACAAGGACUGCGUCUGUAAGAUUGCUGAGGACUGCGAGCUGCCCCGGUGGCACAUGCAUGACUUCUUCCACUCUUUCCUCAUCGUGUUCCGCAUCCUCUGUGGAGAGUGGAUUGAGACCAUGUGGGAUUGCAUGGAAGUGGCCGACCAAACCAUGUGUUUGGUCCUCUUCUUGAUGGUCAUGAUAAUUGGAAACCUGGUGGUUCUGAACCUUUUCCUGGCCUUGCUGCUUAGCUCAUUCAGCGGGGACAAUCUGCAAAUGGAUGACGACGGUGAGCUGAACAAUCUGCAGCUUUCCGCACUCAGGAUUACCAGAGCCAUUGAUUGGGUGAAGGCCUUAAUUAGAGGGCUGAUCUGGAAGAUACUGGGCAAGCAGCCAAAAGACGACAGUGUUUUAGAGGAGGCCGAUGGGGAAAACCGCAGCAAGGACUCUUUCAACAUGAAUAACAUAACCAGGGAGGAGCCUAAGACAGACUUCAGAGUGCUGGAUGGUUUAUCUCACUGGGCGGAUGAUGUCCACCCCAGUGGGUUCCUCCUCAGUUCUGACUUCACCUUCACCGUACCCAUUGCCCAGGAAGAGUCUGAUUUAGAAAUGCUUGAUACUGAUGGGGAGGAUUUCAGCACUGAUGAGGAACUAGGAGAAGAUGAAAAUCCUGGCUCCAAAAAGCGGUUUGGUGCCCCGGAUGGCGUGUCUGAGUGCAGCACGGUGGACUACAUUCCCCCUCCACCACCGCCAAAUCCAGAUGAAGAGGAGGAACCAGAGCCCGUGGAGCCUGAGGCUUGUUACACUGACAACUGCCUUAGACGGUGUCCUUGUCUGGUGCUGGACACCUCAGAGGGCAGAGGAAAGACCUGGUGGAACCUCAGGAGAACCUGCUACACCAUUGUGGAGCAUGACUACUUCGAGACCUUCAUAAUCUUUAUGAUCCUGCUCAGCAGUGGUGCCUUGGCCUUUGAGGACAUAUAUCUCGAAAGACGCAGAACAAUAAAAAUCAUGCUGGAAUUUGCAGAUAAAGUCUUCAGCUAUAUAUUUGUCAUUGAGAUGCUCCUUAAGUGGGUGGCUUAUGGUUACAAAGUGUAUUUUACCAACACCUGGUGCUGGCUGGACUUCUUGAUUGUUGAUGUUUCCUUGGUCAGUUUGGCAGCAAGCAUAAUGGGCUAUUCUGAACUAGGACCCAUCAAAUCUUUGAGAACUCUUAGGGCUCUGAGACCUCUAAGAGCCCUGUCCCGGUUUGAGGGAAUGCGGGUUGUGGUAAACGCCCUGGUGGGCGCUGUCCCCGCCAUCUUCAAUGUGAUGCUGGUGUGUCUUAUCUUCUGGCUCAUCUUCAGCAUCAUGGGGGUUAACCUUUUUGCCGGGACAUUCUACCACUGCCUCAACACCACAACUGGGGUGAUGUUCACCAUUGACGUUGUAAACAACUAUAGUGAGUGUAUGGCCCUCAUGCACACAAAUGAGGUGCGCUGGGCCAACGUCAGGGUCAACUAUGACAACGUUGGCAUGGGUUACCUGUCUCUGUUGCAAGUGUCAACAUUCAAAGGCUGGAUGGAAAUUAUGUAUGCGGCUGUCGACUCACGUAAGGUGGGUCAGCAGCCCUCAUAUGAGGCCAACCUGUACAUGUAUGUGUACUUUGUCAUCUUCAUCAUCUUUGGGUCCUUCUUUACACUCAACCUCUUCAUUGGUGUCAUCAUUGACAACUUCAAUCAGCAAAAGAAUAAGAUGGGAGGAGAUUGCUUCAUGACUGAGGAGCAGAAGAAAUAUUACGACGCUAUGAAAAAACUUGGCAACAAGAAGCCAGCGAAGCCCAUUCCAAAACCAGCGGGCAAAAUACCAGGCCUGGUAUAUGACUUCAUCAGUCAGCAACCCUUUGACAUCUUUAUCAUGGUGCUGAUUUGCCUGAACAUGGUGACCAUGAUGGCGGAGGAAGAUGACCAAAGUCCAGAGAAGACAGACAUGCUGGCUAAAAUCAAUACGGUCUUCAUUGUGGUCUUCAGCAGCGAAUGUCUCCUGAAGAUGAUUGCACUGAGACAAUACUUCUUUACCAUUGGAUGGAAUGUUUUUGACUUCAUUGUGGUCAUUUUCUCCGUAGCAAGCAUGUUGGUGGCAGAUUUAAUUGAGAAGUACUUUGUUUCACCUACCCUCUUCCGUGUCGUCAGGCUGGCAAGAAUUGGACGAGUUUUGCGUCUAAUCAGGGGAGCUAAGGGUAUCCGGACACUGCUGUUUGCUUUAAUGAUGUCACUUCCUGCCCUCUUCAACAUUGGCCUCCUGCUUUUUCUGGUUAUGUUCAUCUUCUCCAUCUUCGGCAUGUCAAACUUUGCCUAUGUAAAAAAAGAGGGAGGAGUGGAUGAUAUGUUUAACUUUGAGACAUUUCCAAAUAGCAUGAUUUGCUUGUUUGAGAUCACCACCUCAGCUGGAUGGGAUGGGCUCUUGUUUCCCAUGCUGAAUAGUGGGCCCCCUGACUGUGACCCUGAAAUAAUAAACCCUGGUACUGAUGUCAAGGGGAACUGCGGCAGUCCAGGGAAGGCAAUAACGUUCUUCUGUAGCUAUAUCGUCAUAUCCUUCCUGGUUGUAGUGAACAUGUACAUCGCAAUCAUUUUGGAGAAUUUCAAUGUAGCCCAAGAAGAGAGUGGUGAUUUGCUGUGUGAGGAUGACUUUGACAUGUUCAAUGAGACUUGGGAGAAGUUUGACCUAGAGGCCACCCAGUUUAUAGACUAUAGCCAGCUCUCUGAAUUCUGUGAUACAUUGUUGGAUCCUCUGAAGAUUCCCCAACCCAACAAACUUAAACUGCUUUCAAUGAACUUUCCUAUUGUUCCUGGGGACAAAAUUCAUUGCUUGGAUGUCCUUCUUGCCCUCACAAUGGAGGUGUUGGGUGACACAACAGAAAUGGCUGCUAUGAAGAUGAGCAUAGAGGCUAAGUUUAUGCUCAACAAUCCAACUUCAGCAACUUGGUUGCCUAUCGCAACCACAUUACGGCAUAAGGAGGAGGCUAUAGCUGCUGUUGUGAUCCAGAAAGCCUAUCGCAGUCACCUAUUUAUGCGUUAUGUAAAGCAAGCAUCCUUCUUGUCCCGUUCAAAGAAAGGGAAGGUGAAAGCAGGUGAGGAACCACCAGAAAGAGCUGGAAUGAUAGCCAAGAAUAUGUAUGCACUGUUCGGAGGGCCACCCCCCUUAGAACCAGCCCCUGAUCAAAAGGAGCUUGCAGCUGCUGUAGAGGUCACUAGUGAGGUGGUGUUGCAGGCUGCACCAUCCCAAGAGACCUUCGCCUAUUCAGUCAAUCUCAGUCGUUAAGCUUUGUAACAAACAGAUACCUCUAUGUGUUGGCAGCAUACUUUUGUCUCCCAUUUGGAGGUUCAAGGAUAACGCAAGCAGGAGCUCUCUGGAGCACGACAAACACUAACAGGGCAGUCACUUUCAGAGGUUGCACAUAGAUGGUGUAACACAACCAGGGUGCAACAAGUAAUGUAAUUCAAUACCAGGAUAAACUGGUUUUGGAAUUUUGUUUUGCAUUUUGGUCAACUUUUAGCUGGAUUUCUUCUGCUCCACAGUAACAUCUCGAAGUCCAACACCACCAAUGUUUCUUAAUUUAAUUUUUUAUUAUUUUUAAAGAUUUUUAUUAAAAUUUUAUUUUUUAGACCACGGAGAUUAAAGAUACCAAACAACUCCAGUAAAAUACCCCAUCCUUGUUUUUACAUAUAAUGAUCCUCUAUAGAUAUACUCAAGAACCUUAAUUGUCACUGUUCCUUGAAUAGUUUCUGGUUCUGAACUAAAGAAGAUUCCAAAAACCAUCAAUGGGUAGCAAGUCAUACACGCCACACUGUAUUUUGUUUACUUUUUAUUCAUAAGCCCAGCUACUAGGAACUAUAGACUAACCCUGUCCAGUCUUUAUAUGAAAUGUGCUAUUUAGAACAUAUCAUAGCAUUUAACAAAAAUUUUUUGCUCAUUCUUCAUAAUUUUGAAUGGAUCAGGGACAACAGGAUGGGAUGUGAAUUUUAGUGGCACCUUCGGAAUACAGAUAUGUGGAUAACUAGAGCAGACAUUUAAAAGUAGCUAACAAAGAAACAGGGAAAAUUGGGAACUGAAAAUGAUCAAAAUAUUUCUCGCCUUGCCACCCUUACUUAACAGUUAAGAUUAACAUUAACAGUUUAUCGCUGGUGGGCAGUGGGGCUUGUCCCCUCCCCAGAAACAUCUGCGUCCAAUUUCAUAUCACGCACCAAGGUAAUUAACAUAAGUUCAUAAAGAUUCAUAUGCAUUUGCAGACCACCAUUAUGAAGACAUUACAGAACUAUUGUUUUUAAUUUAUCCAGUACAGAGAGCCGUGAAAGGGUUGUGAAUUUGUUGAAACCUAAAGUAGUUUUCUUGUGAAAUGAACCUGUUGAUAUCUAUAACUGAGAAAUGUAAGUACUAAAUACCUCUAUGUAUCUAUUAAUGUUUUUUAAAUUAUCGAUAAUCAUCUAUUCCAAUAUUUAACCCAUAGGUCAUUGAUUAUUUUACACAUAUUUUUUACAGGGAAAUUUUUCAAUUAUUAGAUUGUUAGAGAUUAUUACCUUAUUCAUUAAAGGGAAUUAUAGACAGUCAUUACAUUUAAAUGCAUUCAGUUAAAUAUUUACAAAUAUACAUUAUAUUUUUACCCUUAAUUUUUUGUCUAUGAACAGCAUUGCCAGCGUUAUAAUGUUGUAUAAAAUUAAUCUACUGCUCUAAUCUGAAUAGUGGAAUAUUCAAUUUACUGUCUAAUUUAGUAAGAUGAAUGAAACUACACACCAUCAUAACAUAAAGUCCCUGAAAGAGCAAGUCAUGUAAAAUGAGGCCAGUGGGCCAUGAGGACAUCACGUAUCAUGGGCUAAAAAACACAGCCUGGCUGCUCGUUCACUUCUCAACUUCUUUGACUAUAUAUAUCGUGAAAGUUCCUGACCAUGCAGAUGACUGCUUCAUCCCAAAAGCCCCUUAACUGUGAAAGACUUUCAUAACACUUUCUGUUUGGGUCUGGCCUGCGUUCAGUAGCUUUGUCUCAGUAGAAGCUGUUCGUUUUAAUCUAAAACCUGCCUGCCACAAAAAGAAAACGCUAAAACCAAAAAAGGUUUCCCAAAGUGGUCAAAUAAAAUUAUUAUUUUGUUUUGUGUUUAUUUGAGUGAUAUAUUCCUUGUGAUGAUCCCCAAUUUAAGGUUGAAACUUUGUUUAUAUUGACCGAAUGUAUGUGUUGUCCACCGGUGUGUCCACCUGUAGAUGCAGGACAUGUACUAGUAAACAGUACAGGUGUGACAAACUACAGGAUGAAUCUUCGUUGGAAAAAAAGUUGUAUACACUAUAAAUACAGUUUACAGCCUGUUACUGUGUCCACCAUGUUCAGUCCAUGUUGGAAUUUCGGACAAUAUGUUGUACUAGUAUUUUCAGUGAUAUUUGGUGAUGUUCAAAUAUCAGUUGCGUCAUUUUUAAACAGUAACAGCAAAUGUUUGAAAACUGUAUUCACUACAAGCUGUGCUUUAAGCCUUAAAUUAGAAUGUUUUGCAUUUACUAAUAUAUACUUUAAUAAAAGAAGCACUUUUGGCAGAUUUUUCUGUACUACCCUGUUGAUAGAAUGCGUCUUACUUUUUAUUUUAAUGUUAAAGUACAAGUUACUCCCGAAAAAGAAAAGCAGGUUUAAGCAUGACUGAGUAUGACACUGCGAUGCAUGUUCAGUUCAGCCCUAAUCUGUGGGCCUGUUGCACCAGUAAAGACAGCGAAUGCAACCUUGACACUUCUCAGCUAUAGUACACCUGGACAAUCGAAGCCUGAAUAUCAUGUGUUCUGGCCGCCAUCUUUCACGUAGCAACAAACGUGUACAUUAUAUAAAUAGUAUUUGAUGUUGCUUACAGUUGUAAUGGACUGAAGAUUGCUUUCAAAUCCCCGAAGUGUGUGGGAUUAUCCUUGUCUGUACAUACUCUUUGCUCAGCACUAAAAAGGUUUUUCGUUUGUAAUACCCAUAUAAAACAUUGAGAAUGUCGCAUGUAAACAUGUUGUGUGAAUGAAGCAUUUUAUGUGGAAUACUUACAAGGCAGAUAUAUGUAUAUGUCUGAAAUAUGCCCUUUGUACAACAAUUACUGUAAUUAGUUUUUCCCUGCCUUGUAUUACUGUGCCAUUUCAGAAGUGCAUGAUGGUGUGUGAAUGACAUAUUAGACUGAUUUGUUUUCUUGUUAUAAAAAUGCUUUAAAAUCAAA